AUGUAUAUACUUAAUGCUUUAGAAAUAUGUACCAAGCCAGUUUUCCUUAACAAACCUUUAACAAAUGUUCGAUUUUUAACUCAAGGGUUGCCCCUCUAUAAAAAAGUAAAGGGAAAUAAACACACUAAAAAUUCUGUACAAAGAGAGGAUGAUAUAACUGAAAUUGUUGAAGUAUCAAGUUAUGCUAAAAGAGCUGAAAAUCAGUUUGCAGAAACGUUGGAAGCAUGUAAGAAAGCAUUAAAUGAUGCUAAGCAAGGUAAUUCAAAUCCAAAAAUUUUUAAUAAAAUGAAAUUGCAAAAUGGGAAAAUAUUCACUGAUGUUGCAACAAUAUCUACCAAGGGGGCAAAUGCACUCUUAGUUACAGUAUUUGACCCUAAGGAUGUGAAUGUUAUUAUCUCGAGUAUUUUUUCAGCAGGAUUAAACUUAAACCCACAAAAAAUUCCAAAUAAUAACCAACAAUUGAAAAUUGCAUUACCUCCGAUCACAACAGAAUCACGUCAAAAGAAGUGUAAGGAACUCAAAGAAAUCUUUGAACUUUAUAAGAAUUCAUCAAAGAAAGAAAGUUUAACAGCAAUUAGAUUAAAUAUUUUAAAAGAAAUGAAAAAUAUUCAGCCAAGGACUGAUGAAGUUAAGAAAGCUUUACAAGAUGUUGAAAAAAUUCAUAAAGAAUAUGGCACCAAAUUGCAAGAUAUAUAUAAAACUAUUGAAAAAAAUAUGAUGGAGUGA
Henningerozyma blattae CBS 6284 is the source of this 726-nucleotide messenger RNA. It is a transcript of the gene RRF1, whose product is annotated as Rrf1p. Gene Ontology annotation, cellular component: mitochondrion. Bases 1 to 726 code for a protein of 241 amino acids. Gene Ontology annotation, molecular function: ribosomal large subunit binding. The record is from RefSeq and is a predicted model, not a curated record. Gene Ontology annotation, biological process: translation. Lineage: Eukaryota; Fungi; Ascomycota; Saccharomycetes; Saccharomycetales; Saccharomycetaceae. The transcript has a single exon.